UAUUCCCAGGAGAAAUCAUGGAUGAAAAGCUGUCUUACAAAGAAUUCCUCGAUCGCAAUGACUCCUGGACGAUGGAUGAGAGAGACCUGUGCUUUGAGCCACAGCCUGUAUUCAAACCCAUGGAGAUGGCUGACCCCUUCAGCAUGCACAGAGGGGAGAAUCUGCCUGAUUUAGCUUUUCCUACUGACAUGAAGAAUGUGCCCCUGUUCAUGGACCAUGUUGAUGCUUCCAGAGAUGUCCAUGCACCACAUGGAUCUAUGAUGGUACCUGGACAACCUUUCUUGGGGCCCCUGUAUUCUCCUGCAGAGGCUCUAGACCCAUCAGCGUUCAUUGGCCUAGAUUCAACUGCAGAAUUUCUGCAGGACAAAGCAGUGCCUGAAGAACAUUGGAUGGGAGCUCAGCAUGAUGUGAAGGGACCAGAUGCCUCUUUCUUUGUUGAGCCACCAGUGCCCCCCACAGUGACUGAAGCAAUAAAGCCGAAUUUGCCGGAAAGUCCUGCAGCAGUGGCUCCUGGUUUCGUUCCUACUGCAGGAACAGCAUCCCCAGGAGAGGCUGAAGCUACUGACAGACCAAAAGGUGACACCAAAACAGAUGCAGCGUGUGUUCCUGCCUUGGAUGUCAUGUCCGUUUCUGCAGAAAAAGCUGGGUCCGUUCUUGCAGGAGCCACCGAGCCUCCUCAAGCUCUGGCUGCUGGCUUUGCCCCUGCAGCAGAAGCCAGCCCUCUUCAGGCUGUGGAUGUUGGGUUUGCUCCCGCACCAGAAGCCAAGCCUCUUAAUGCUGUCAAUGAUGCAUCCGCCCCAGUGGCAGAUACUGGCUUCACCCCAGCAGCAGAUGCUACGCCCCAUUAUGAUAUGGAUUUGGAGUUUGCCCCAGUAGAUGAUGCAGGGUUUGCCCCAGCGGCAGAUGCAGAAUCUCACUAUGCUAUGGAUUUGGUGUUUGCCCCAGCAGCAGAUAUUACAUCUCACCAUGCUAUGGAUUUGGCGUUUGCCCCAGCAGCAGAUACUAAAUCUCAUUAUGCUACGGAUUCUGACUUUGCCCCAGCAGCAGAUGCAGAGUUUGCCCCUGCAGCGGAAGUCAAUCACCAUCUUGCUGUGGAUUCUGGGUUUGCUCCUGUAGCAGAAGCCAAGCCUUUUCCUGCCAUGGAUUCUGAGUUUGCCUCUGCAGAAGCUAAGUCCGUCUCUGCAGCGGACACCAAGGUUGCUGCGGCUGAAGAGCUGAUGACGUCCAAGUCUUCUUUUGAGCAAGACAAGUCACCCUUCCACAAGCCUCCUGCAGAAGCAACGACAAACGUGGAACAAGAAUCAAAAGUCCCAGAAGCUUGUGUUGAUUUCUUAGAGAAAGCUCAAGACAGCAGACCACCUCCCAGCCAGUGUGAAGAGCAUCUUCCUGAACAGACAAACCAUCUUUCAGAACCAGCAGUUCCAGUAGAAGCAAAAGAAGGUGUUGCACUAGAAAAUAAAGACCUCCUUCCAGAAAAAUCUGUUACUGCUGUGGAUGUUACUGUUGCAGAAAAUAGAGAGAAACAAGAGCACAACCAUGUCCAACAUGCAGAACCUCAGCAAGAAAAAUCCCUGCCAGAGCCCACAGCAAAACCAGAAGAGACCAAACCAGUUGAAGCUGUGACAGGGAACGAUAUCACAGCACCUCCCAACAAAGAGCUUCCUCCCAGCCCCGAGAAGAAGACAAAGCCUGCCGCAUCCACAUCAUCUACAAAGCCUGCCGCAGCGAAAGCCAGGCCCCUGUCCGCUACCAGCCCCAGGCGGCCAGCCUCUGCCACGCCUGGCCCAAACAAAAAACCCACGAGCCCCACUGCAGGUCCUACUUCAGCCACUACUACUAAACGCCCAGCCACCAGCACUACACGUCCCUCCACCUUAACUCCAAAAGAGACUAAACCAAAGGCUGCAGAUGCGAAGACCACAGAUAAGCGGACCUCACUUUCAAAGCCUCCAUCAUCUGCCACUCCUAGAACUACCGCCAGGACCACCGCUGCUAGUCCCAGGACAACGGCGGCAUCGCCAGUCACUGCAGCCGCUGGUGCGAAAAAUACUGCUACUUCUCCACCGAAGAGGCCAACAUCUAUCAAGACCGAUGGGAAGCCUGCGGAUGCCAAGAAGACCCCUGCAAAGUCACCAUCAGCAGACUUGAGCCGCCCUAAGAGUGCUACUGGAAAUGCGGUAAAAAGUAGCACCACCACUCCUACCACCACCUCCAGCGCACCUACUUUACCUGGAGUAGCUACCAGUCGUCCCAAACCCAAGCCUGCUGCAACCAAACCCACCGCAACCUCAACCGCAACAGCAGAUGCUAAAAAAACAACCGCUAAGGCUCCGACUAAACCCAGCACUGUUUCCAAGCCACCUCGCCCGACCAGCAGUGUUUCUGCUCCAGAUCUGAAAAAUGUACGUUCCAAAAUUGGAUCAACAGAUAAUAUUAAACAUCAGCCUGGUGGAGGAAAGGGGAAAAUGGAGAAAAAGCCAGAAUCAGCUGCUGCUGCACGAAAGUCUGAACCCAAUGCGGUCCCUAAAAUGGCUACUACUAAAACAACCGUAUCAAAAGAGAGUGCCCCAAAACAGCCCAAUGGGAAA
Messenger RNA from Phaethon lepturus (White-tailed tropicbird), 2588 nucleotides. RefSeq names its product microtubule-associated protein 4-like. Gene Ontology annotation, biological process: neuron projection development; microtubule cytoskeleton organization. The record is from RefSeq and is a predicted model, not a curated record. The annotation marks the transcript as partial. Lineage: Eukaryota; Metazoa; Chordata; Aves; Phaethontiformes; Phaethontidae. The transcript has 15 exons. Gene Ontology annotation, cellular component: neuron projection. Gene Ontology annotation, molecular function: microtubule binding.